AUGGGCAGCGCGAGCGGGAGUGUGUUUGCUCUCUUCUGCUCUUUAGUUUGUUUGAUCAGCAGCUUCUGCUCGGCUGGAGAAAGCUAUCCAAAUCCACUGACAGAUUGUGAUGAUUAUGGAGAUUAUAUUCAGGGCUCGGCUCUGUUAAGCACUCUGUGUGGAGCGCAGUGGAGGAAUCAGGAGCAGGAGCAGAUCCAGCAUGUCUUCAAGAGGUUUCUCUUUCACUAUUCUAAAGCACACAACUCCGUCGGCUCCGUCGAGAGAGAGUCUCACUCGGUUCAUCCGCUCAUGCGUCUCUCGCCGAAGCUCUCUCUGCGCAGGAAGAAGCAGCAGGUGCGUGGAAGCGUGCUCUCUCUGUUCCUCUUAUUGAUCAGAAGAUGUGAAAGCUGGAGAUGA
Messenger RNA from Sinocyclocheilus anshuiensis, 396 nucleotides. RefSeq names its product neuromedin-S-like. NCBI's taxonomy places the organism in Eukaryota, Metazoa, Chordata, Actinopteri, Cypriniformes, Cyprinidae. Bases 1 to 396 code for a protein of 131 amino acids. The record is from RefSeq and is a predicted model, not a curated record. The transcript is spliced from 6 exons.